AUGAAUUCCAGGCUCACUAAGGAGCAGCAGAAAGAGAUCUGCUCUGAACUGGGAAAUGUCAAACUAAGUUUGCUGUACAAAGCCACCUCCCAUGGUUUCAAAGGAGAAGAUUUCCAUCAACACUGUGACAACAAGUCACCCACUGUGUCUGUGGGCUACAACAGCUCUGGAUAUGUGUUUGGAGGCUACACGAGUCAACCGUUCAGUCAGUCUGGAGACUGGGUGAAAGAUGACCAGGCCUUUCUUUUCUGCUUUAGUGAAGAGAAACUCAACAAAUAUCCAGUCAACAAUCCUCCACAUGCGAUGAAAAUGACCAAGAAUAGUGGUCCAAACUUUGGGAACGCAUUUGUUCUUGUCCAUGAAAGCAAACAAACAGUGUAUAGCAAUAUUAGAAGUUUCAGUAUUCCUUUCUUCCCAAGAAAUUACAUCUUCAGUCCUCAAGAGUUGCAUGGCAAAAACCAAAACCUGACUGAAUGUGAAGUUUACCAGGUGAAAGAAAUCAUUAAUUUCGAAAACCCAUGGAGGUCAACAAUCUGGACACCUGAGAAAAGGAACGAGCUGAUGGAGAGCAUCAAAUCCUACAAACCAUUGAACACCUCUGUGCCCCAGGCUCAGGUUUUACUUGUUGGAGGAGUUCGAGCUGGAAAGUCCAGUUUCUUCAACUCCAUCAACUCUGUGUUUAGGGGUCAUGUCACCAGCCAGGCCAUAUCUGGAACCUCUUCCACCAGUCUGACAACACUUUUUCGUAGCCGUUCUGUGAAGGCUGGACGUGAAGGCGAACCUUUGCCAAUCCUCAUAUGUGAUACCAUGGGACUGGAGAAAGUCCAGGAGUCAGGAUGUCAUAUAGAUGACAUCAUCAGCAUUGUCAACGGUCACAUACCAGAUCGUUAUCAGUUCAACCCCUCUGAUCCUCUGCAACCAGAGGCUCACGGUUUCUGUGAGAAUCCAGAACUCAAAGACAAGAUCCACUGUGUGGCUUAUGUCAUAGAUGCCAGCAAGAUCUCCAUCAUGCCCCACGAGAUGGAGGAUAAACUGAAAGCUAUACGCAAAAAGGUCAACUCAUCAGGGAUCCCUCAGCUGGUGUUGCUCACUCAAGUAGAUGAGGCCUGCCCUUUGGUGAAAAAAGACAUCAGAAAUGUCUACAAGAGCAAGUACAUCAAGGAUUUAAUGGAAGAGGCCUCCACUCGUGUUGGUGUACCUUUGUCUUGUAUUGUUCCAGUGAAGAACUACAGCGAGGAGCUGGAACUGGACACAAACACCGACAUCCUGCUGCUCACUGCAGCCGUUCAGAUCCUCCGCUUUGUUGAUAACUACAUUGAUGAAAUCAGUGAUCAGCUGAGAAGUCUCUCAACCUAAAAAUAAAGCAUCACGAACAUCACUCCUUGUAGUAAACAAACCUCAAAACCUGCAAGACAAUUCAUCAAUAUGUAUGCUUUCAGGAUGUAAAUUGCUUGUCGGACCACAAAAGCUUACAUUUUGGAUACGGAAAUUACAAACAACUAUGUUGCUUCAAGUUUGUUGUAAUGUCAAAAUAUCUAAAAAGCUUA
Messenger RNA from Oryzias melastigma (Indian medaka), 1547 nucleotides. RefSeq names its product interferon-induced protein 44-like. The coding region runs from base 1 to 1356 and encodes 451 amino acids. The transcript has 7 exons. Lineage: Eukaryota; Metazoa; Chordata; Actinopteri; Beloniformes; Adrianichthyidae. The record is from RefSeq and is a predicted model, not a curated record.